Molecule: messenger RNA, 8864 nt
Organism: Galleria mellonella (greater wax moth)
Lineage: Eukaryota; Metazoa; Arthropoda; Insecta; Lepidoptera; Pyralidae
Exons: 6
Coding region: 245-1018 (257 amino acids)
Source: RefSeq, a predicted model, not a curated record
UUCAGCUCUACUGUAACACUCAUUAACAUUUUUGUACUAGCAAAUAUCUAUUUUACCAAAUAUUAUCACAUGAAACCGAUAUUUUAUACCCAAAUAUUUUCUACCUUUGUAUUUUUGAGAGUGCAUUUUAAUCUUGAAGUUUUUGGUGUUUAGAAAACCUUUUUACAAUGAGUCAGUGUGAAAAUGUAUGUAAUAUUUAGGUGUACACUUGAGUAAUUUCUCGAAGUUAAAUACGUGAAAGAGCAUGGCCCCAGUGAAGUUCGGGUUGUUCAAAGCCAGGAGUAGGGAGCAGGAGCAGCCUUCCACAGAGAAUCUUCUGCACAUCAGCAAUAGUAGUGAGCACGUGGCAACACCGAGUUCUCCAGUACCUUCCACGAGUAAAGGUAUACCCGAGGAUCUAGUGCCGGCAGACAUAUCAGAACUCCACCUGGACAGCGAAGAUGAUGACGAGGUCAUUUCCGAAAAAGCCACGCCGAGUAGGGUUAGCGCGUGUAGCCCAGCAGAAGAUAACCAGUUCAACUACCUACCACUAAGAAAUCAAACGUCCACUGACGCGACCUCCAUCUCGACUCUUCAACAAGAGGACUUCGAUCAGAUACAAAACCUCGACGAGGACUGCCUCGAUUUAGACGGUGCUUCCACCUCGUGUGACGCUAACUCUUUACAAUUUGACGAGACUUCUCUGGCAGCCAGCGAAGACCUGUCCGUCUACUGUGGUGCGCUGAAGAAACCCAAGAAGAGCAGGUCGAAAGAGGAGAAGCAAAUGAGAGAUAUUGAUAUGUGGAGAGCGAGCAACGUCGAGGUUAUGCAGAACCUCUUAAGCAGAAGCGGAACUCUGGAUGAGCAAAUCAAAUGGGAAGCCAUAGCGACAGCCAGAGGUCUUUGCACAUUGACUGACAGCUGUACGUGUGGGGACUGCACGAGGGCUAAAUACCUGGCCGGGGUGACUGACGGUGACGGGGGGUUGGGUGCGGCACCACUCUUCAACGCCAUCAGUGUAGGCUGCUCAUUACAAUGAGAGAACUGCUGGUCACCUUAGGAUCUUAUAACCGUCUCAGAAUUUUGAGUCUGAGACGGGUUUUUUGAGACCGAUAUUUCAAUUAGUCAAUUGAACCAAACCAAAGAUUUUAUUUUCAAAUUUUCAUAAAUAAAUUAAUAAUUUCAGGAUUUUUUAACUGACUCAGAAUUUAGGAUCUGAAAUGACUCAUUUAUUAUAAUAUUCAGGAACUCGUUACUAUCUCAGAAUUUAGGAUCUGAGAUUACUUAUUUAUUGCGAUAUUCAGGUUCUUAUAACUGUCUCUGAAUUUAGAAUUUGGGAUGUCUUACUCAUGAGGACGAUGUUUUAGUUAACUACCAAAGAUUUUACUGUCAAAUUGUCGGAGACAGAUUGAUUAUCACAGGAUCUUGUAACUGUCUCAGAAUUUAGAUCUGAGAUAUCUUAUUUAUUAUAAUGUUGAGAAUCUUUUAAGAAGUCUUUUAAGAAUACUAGCUGGGAUCUAAAAUAUCUUAUUCAUGAGGCCGAUGUUUCAAUUGACUACCAAAGAUUUUAAUGUCAAAUAUUCGAAAAUACAAGCAGAUUGACCAUCUCAAGAUCUUGUAAACAUCUUAAUAUUUAGAAUCUGAGAUGUUAUUAUCAAUUAAAUGAUCUAACUACUUAAAACUUGUGUCUCUGCCACUGUGGUGCAUGGUUUUUCCAGUUUGAAGUGUGAGAUAUGGUAUGGUUGGAAUUUGGGCUUCCUCUACUAACUUGAUAGCUAAAUGCCCUGUUAUUAUAGAAAGUCCAAUAUCCUCGAGGGAAACUGUAGAGUGACUCGUGUUUGUGAUAUAGCAUUGUAGUUACAGGGUAUGGAGGCAAAACACCUCAGUCCUCAGAGAUGGUAACGUGUGAGGGGUAUCAUGGGGGUUUGCAUUCUGUAAUAUCCAUGGUAUUGGCACAUGUAUAUAGGCUGUGUUAAACAGUUUCCAUCAACUUAUUUGUCAUUACAUAUUCUAUAAGAACUUUUAUACAACUUCAAUUAAGAACUUGUCGACUUUAAUUAUUAUUUCUAAAUUCUGAACUAUGAAUUUCGAGGGACAAACAAUUUGAUCGUGGUUUAGUUUCUUAGUAAUAAUUGUGAGUAUCUCGCUGGUCGAGUAUUAUAUAGUUAAGACGAAUUUCUAGCAGAUAGUGGAGUAAGAAAUGUUCUUAUGUAUAGUCUAUUGCAAUGGAACUCAAUGGAAAUAUAAACAAAUGGAUCAUAAGAAGGUUUUUACCACAGGGAGACUUUGUACAAAAGUCGAUUGCUUGAGUACCUCUGUCCCAUUCGUGUUUCUACUGUGAAGCAGUUGUGUUUGCAUGGCUGUGUUUCGAUUUGAAGGAUGGGAUAUGGCGUGAAUUUAUAGGGUACAGAGGAAUAACACCUGAGUCCUCAGGAAUGGCAACGCAUGGGGGGUAUCAUGGGCGAAACGGUAUACUCUGUUAUGUCCAUGGUACUGCUCAUGUCUAUAGGCGACGGUUGCCACUUUCCAUCAGGUGGGCCGUCAGCUUGUUUGCCAUUCUAAGUUGUAUAAAAAAAAAGAUCAGCUGAUGUUCAUUCUCUCUGGAAUCAACUUCCAACAGCAGUAUUUCCAAAUCAAUACGACAUCAUAACCUUCAAGAAAAGAGUAUAUUCCUUUUUUAAAAGCCGGCAACACACCUGUAGUGCCUCUGGUAUUGCGGUUCACUUACCAUCAAGUGAACCGCAUGCCUGUAUGUCCCCUGUGUUUUAAAAAAAGACAGCCUGCUGAUGGCCAACAGUAGUACAGAUCAAACAUCGAUUAAUCGGUUUUAACGAUUCGAUUUGUUACUAAUUACAUUUAGAGGAUGUUGACAUGAUAAUUUCAACACAAUUUGUUUAUAUUUUCAUUAAGUUCCGUCGAAGCAGACUGUAGAGUUUUGAUACUGGUCAUGUGGCACAUUGUAAUUUAUCAUAUUAGGUAUCGCAUUAAUAAAUUUACAAUAGAUUUAUUUCCACUUCGAUUAAAUAUAACUCUUAAAUUACUUAGAUAGAGAAUCGAGCCUGAGAAAGGGAUCAACUUUUUGUCAGUUAAUUGUCAAAUUAGCCGACUCGUUUUGUUUAUCAGUGUUCUAUAUACUUACGCACACAAUGUACCUUGACGUAUCUAUAUUUAAUUAUUUAAUAGAUAAAAUAAGUAUUUACGCAUUGAAAAGUGGUAAAAUUUAUAAGACAAAAUAAAUAUAGAAGUUAUAAAAGAAUCACCCAUAUUUGUCAAGUAAAAAUGUAUGAAAAAGUUGAUCCGUUUUUUCAAAGCAUUUGUAUGAAGAUACUCUAUCUAUGUAAUCUAAGAUAUAACUAUAUUUCCAAAACAAUCAUACAUGUAUGCACUUAUUGUUAAAACACUUAUUCACCGGAAUGUUUGUAUGAUAUAAAUAUAGGAAUAAAUAUCCGGGUGGAACGGACACUUCCGUGGAUUCGGUAAUAAUAGUUUUGUUGUUUACUUGGCGCUAGCUGCACACGUUCUAUUUAAGCCCAUCAUACACGAAGCUGUAAUAUACAUAUAUCAAUAUUUUUAUUAUUAUUUCAGCCGUUAAUGUCCACUGCUGAACAUUCCCAAUAAGGGAAGUUUUGCCCAAUAGUUGCCACACUUGGCAGUUUGGCAGGAAGUCAGUUUUUUUGUGAGAAACAAUCUAUAAAUAUUUAGCUAUGCGGUUUAUUCUACUGUUAUAAAUAAUGAUAUAUCUGUCCACUUAUUUGGCUGGCGUAAUAAAAAUAUGUAGGUAUUAUUACUGCAUCUGUGGACACUCCGAUAUAAUUUUAAAAAAAUAUCUUCAUUUUUUAACGAUGUCUAUGCAUAUGUGUAACAGGAAAUUUUAUUAACUUACUGUGUUUGUUGUUUCCGACAAUUGUUUUAACUUCAUCCGAAAGUGUUCUUCGAGGGGCUUACGCCGAUUUACGUUACAGCGUCUCGUCUCUGACGCUGUGACAUAUUCGAGUAGUAAUGAAGUAUUCUUCAUUAAUACUCGAAGAUUUCUUCAGAAAAUAUAUCGUUAUAUGCCUUGCUAUUGUGUAAUUUAAUAUAUUAUAAGUCCGUCUAUGGUGGGCUUAAGAACUAAAGAAAAAAAAAGUCAGGGUAUGCAAAUAACAAACACCGUAGUGAGAGCGUCCAUCUCGCUCACUCGGAACGUAUGGCGCGUUAUUUCCUAAAUUAUUUGAAAAUGAAGUGACAGCCCUCCCGACUUAAACGAAGUUUGAAGCAAGCGAGUACAUGAAUGUCACUUCCACUCAGUAUAUUUAAUUCUUAUGUUUAUGACUGUUUUAUGAGAUAAGUAACGAAAAAGUGGAAACAUUUAAGAUAUGCCACUAUAUUUAUACGUAUGUAAUUGGCGCGUAGAAUGUGAACUUGUUACUAAUAUAGUUCUCUUUUGAUUUUUUUUUUUAAAUCUAUUCAUGACCAUAGAUAAAUCAUUCGGUUCCAAAGAUAAGUAACAUCUCUUUACAUAAAUCGAACAAACAUUGCCCGUAAAAAAAAAAGAUAAAAUUCGAAAUACAAAAAAGUAUUUAAACUGUUCUUAUUUCUUAUUACUGGCAGUAAUUGUGAAGAACGUUAAAUUCGUUAUUGUAAAUCUUGAAAUACAAUAAAUUUUAUACAAUUUAUGUCUUUCCCAUAUAAAAUGUACCUCUGAGAUACGCUUAAUAAUACCUAUUUAUUUGUCUUUUAAUGUGUAUAAACUAUUUUAAUGUUUAUUAAUUAACUGUAUACAUAUUUAGAUAGUUUAUAAUAUGUUAUAUAUACAUAUUUCUAAUAAAAAUAUAUUUUUAAUGUAUUAACUACCAGUUUAACUUAAUACGUAACUAGAUUCAGAAGUAGAGAUUAUGACCGUGUACACCUACAGCACGCGCACAGUCAGGCUGGCGCUUGCAUUACAGUCGCUCGCGUUUAAGGAUCACGAAUUGGUCCCGAAACUAGUCGAGCUUUCUCUAUCUAAUCACACGUAAGUUAAACCGGUUGUUGUUACAUUAAACUAUAAUGUAUAAUUACGAAACUUUAGAGUGUAUUUUGUUCUUUAACCCUCUGACCGCGUAUAUUUUUUUUCACAACAAUAAAACACAUCGCUUUGGCAACAAAUAGCAGUACGAAUAUUUAGCCAUCUAGCGAGACUCUGAGAAACAAUACCAAUCUACCAAAACAAAAAUCGCGGGAUAACAACGUCGAUAAACAAAAAAAAAAUGCGAUCACGUCGAAAUCGCGGGAUGCGUACAGUUAAAUUAAGUAGAUACUGCACGCGGAAAUCGCAGGAUGCCCGGACAGAGGGUUAAGACAUCGAUUUAAUUAAUUUUUAAUCGACUUCAAGAAGAAGAUUCAAAUAUCAAGUGGAAAUUUUAAUUUUACAAAUAUGUUUAAAGAAAUAGCGUCUCAGAAUCGACCUCAGUCUAUUUUUAAAUUUGAAUUGUUUUAAAUCUAUUCCAGAAUGUUAUUGGUGAUACACGAUGUGUUUUUAAAAUAUUCCAAACAUUAUUUCGUUUAUAAGUAAAGAUUUUUAAUAUUACUUACUGCAGUGUUACUGCAUCAUCAGACGGGCUGUAUGCUUGUUUACCAUAUUUGAAUUAUAUAAAAAAAAAACAAGUUUUAGAAAUUAAAUAUUAACCUUUCUAACUGAUCAUAGGCCUCCUCCUAUUGGAAGGGGGCCAGUAGUUGCCACGCGCGGCAAGCAGAUUGGCAUUAAGUAGGUAACAAGUUCAAAAUCGAACAAACAUGUUUGAAUCGUGUGCCGCCAAUGUUGGGUGUCAAAUAUUAAAAACGUAAACUGUUGGUUAACUUGUAAUAAUAAAUAAUCUUAUUAUUUAAAUUUAUAAAUGUAGUUAGUGAUAAUUGUAACCAUAUGGAUGUCUAGUUAGUUUAGAUUUACGCAACGUUGCACAGGGCCCGAUCUAGGGGGGCGAGCCGGGCGCAUGGCCAGAGUAAGAAAUGACGGCUAAUCUUUUCGAAUACAUUUAUUUCUGCCCGGUGCGGCAAUUACUAGAUCGGGCACUGGAAUUGUGCUUGGGAAAUAUUUGAACUUUAUUGGAAUUGUCAAAACUUUGAUGUUUUUUAUUCUCUUCAUCUAUUCGAUCCGGUUCGAAGUACCAAAACUGGAAAUAAUCGUUUCGCACACUUUUAUAUAUUUUCUGUUCACUUUACCUUUUAACCGUCUUCAAAAUAUAGAGGAGGUUCUCAAUUUGUUUGUGGUUUUUUUAUGUUAGUUACUUUAGAACUCCGUCGUUUUUUGAACCGAUUUGAAAGAUUAUUUUUUGUUUAAAAGAAUUUACUUCAGAUUAAGUCCUAUAGAAAUUUCACCAAUAUCAAUUUAGCAGUUUAGUUUUAAAUGAAAGUAAUAGGUUUUGCGACGGAGUUUUUAUCCAUUUCCAAUUUUAAAAAUCUUGAAACUAAAUUUAGACAUAAACAUAGUUGGAAUUUUUUUAAAAAAUUUUAAAUUUAAAUGUUUCUCUUCUACAUGUUAAAACACGAACUUUGUUUUUUUUUUUGCUAUGAAAUAGUACCAAAUGUAUUACUAUAUUAUUAUGUAUACUUAUAUUAUAUAUGUACACUUAAUUGGAAAAAUUUCCGAGUGCAACGCAAGUAGGUGAACUACUGAGACGGUGGAAUUUAUAUCACUACUGACUUCGAAGCGAAUUGAGCUAAUGGCCUCUGAUAUAAUUCCGUGUAAGACUGAUGUGAAAUGUCACUUUUCUAUGUAAAUAAUUGUAGUUUAGUAUAUUAAGUACUAGGUCAAGUGAAACUGUUCGUACAUGUGAUGUUUUGUAGGCAGAUUAAAAAUUAGUAAUAAUUAUUUAGCUGUCAUAAUUUUAUAUUAUAUUUUUUCCAAGUUCGUAUGUAACUGGACUAAGUUACAAGAUCAUUUAGUUUAACAUCAAGUUAACAAAAACAUAAAGUUCUAUAACGAAAAUAUUUUUUUUUAAUAUUAAACUUUUUUUAUUUUUAUUACGUUAUUUCUAAAAAUCUUUGUACUUAAUAUGCAUAACUUGCGAAUUCUUAAUUGCGAUUAUCUAUUUAUUUGAUAGAUUAAAUAACGUCUCAAUGAAGUUUUUUUUUUGUAAAUGAUAAUGAAAUGGUAACCCCACUUGCGCUAUCGGUAUACGCUGGUGGGGCACCAGUGAGAAAUGAUAGGUAAGGAUGAAAAGAAAGAUCAAUUAGCUCAUCGUGAUGAAUUCGCUUAGAAUUAGAACAUGAUAGUUUCUAGAGGGAACCACGAGGAGGUGGGCCUGUCAGGGUGUAUUGCUAGCAAUGGGGCUACUAUUUGGUGAAUUUACAUGGUACAGAGGAAUAACACCUGAGUCCUCAGGAAUGGCAACGCAUGGGGGGUAUCAUGAGCGAAACAGUAUACUCUGUUAUGUCCAUGUUACUGCUCAUGUUUAUAGGCGACGGUUACCACUUUCCAUCAGGUGGGCCGUCAGCUUGUUUGCCAUUCUAAGUUGUAUAAAAAAAAACUAAUAAAAAACAUAGUUGGAAUAUUGGUGCACUCAAGUAUCCAUAAAAAAGUUAAGCAAUUUUAUAAAUGUAAAUAAUAAAAUUUUAAUGUUUUAAUUUUCAGUAAAUUUUGAUCUGCCUAUUGAAUGUCAUUUAAUCUUUUUAUCACACGAAAACUGCAAUGUAAUCAAUACAUAAUUUGUGCAAUUAAUCUAAAAAAAAAAAUAUGUUCAGUUUAAAAUGGACUUAAAAAAGAGAGAUUUCUUAAUAAUUAAUCUGUAGUCAUAAUGUUUACUGAUCGAGUUAAAGAUUACAUUAAAUCAUGUAGAUGUAUAAUUUAGUGGUAUUGUAUAAUGAUAGGUCGUACCUUAUUAGGUAUAAUAAUUUCGUACCAUAUUUUGUACUGUGUACCUAUUGAGAAUCAUGUAUCUAUAUGUAUACAUAAGAAUUAACAGCCUUUAUUAUGGUUCCUAUAUUCUUGCUGUCACUGUGCUAUAUUGUCUAUGACUUUUUUUUUUAUUUUACUAACCACUAUAUAAAGUAAUGGUAAUUUUGAAUUAUGCUAUCUGAGGACAAAAUCUGCCAUUAAAGUCAAUACUUGUAGGUUCGUAAUUCAAGUUGUGAUUUUUUUACUUUUUUUUUAAUACAGGGACCUUUUUAAGUUUAUAUACCUACCUGUUUGUCAUAAUUACUACAUAUAGAUAAAUAAAUAAAGCAGGGUUAUGUUACGAGCUUAGGUUUUGUACCAACUAUUCAAUUUAAGUUUGUCAUUUGAUUACUGUUAUUAACAGACUAUUAUUGAUGUAUAUUUCAAAAUUUUCAUUAAAUUCUAUUGCUACUUGUACCUAUAAACAAAUAUCUACCUAUAAUAUGACUAAACCAUAUCUUUGUCCUGCCAAGAUGUUUAAAAUAUCCUAUUUUUGACGAAAGUUUUUGGAAAAUUAGCUUGAUUGGAGCUUAUAAAUUGAUUCUUAAUUUUGGAUCCAAACUUUUGUGUAAUAAAUAGCAAAAAUGUUAGAUAGCAUUUUCUAUCCAUUUACCUGUUACUUGUACCUUAUUUUGUACACAAAUAUUAAAAUACUUAACUAUGAAUUUAUUUUAAUAAAUAAUAGACAUUUUUAUACUUAAGUUCACGAUUGGGACUUAACACGAUGAGGUUACAGGUAAUUACAGCAAUAAAAAGGUGUGUAGGUGUCGUUUGCCUGUUAAAUCUUGAUCGUGAACUUAUAUAGGUGUAUACAACGCGAAAACUUAAAAAUAGACAUUUUUAAUUGAUCUUUUGCUAAUUUCAUUACAUAUCAGAAUGAAUCUAUUUGUGUAAACAGCUAUACUACAUUAUAAUAUUAUUGUAUCGUCGGUGUUAGUUGACAUAUUGUUCGCAUAAAUUGUUUGUGUUGUAAUAAAUUACUGUGCUGUAA